Cinara cedri is the source of this 9804-nucleotide messenger RNA. NCBI's taxonomy places the organism in Eukaryota, Metazoa, Arthropoda, Insecta, Hemiptera, Aphididae. The record is from the annotation of a GenBank genome assembly.
GGAUGAUUCGUGGAGGGGUUCCGGUCGCGAAUUUCACAAACGAAUUUGUUUGUCGUUUGUGUUUUUUUGUCCGUCACAUUGUACAAUGCGUACACAUUUAUUGACGACAGAAUACAAAAACGAUGAUUCGAACAUUCCGACUGACGCUUCCCGUGCCGUGAUAAUGGCAUUAUAGUGAAGUGUACCUACGACGAGCGGUACCCGCGAAAUUCCGCUGCGAACCGACGACCGCAACGCCUCUUACGCGAAUCGCGCGUAAUUGGCACGCACUAUAAUAUCAUUAUUGUCGCGUCAGCUGUUUGUAUAUUAUUAUUGAACACUUGGCCUCCUUAUCUUAUUCGAGAGCCUCUACAACUCCCGAGAGAGCGCCCCGUCGAUGUGUGGCGUUGACGGAUUAGAAGUAAAUACAAUUUUUGAAAAAAAACAACAACAAAUAACAAUAAUAUUACUACUACUACGUUCCCCGUGGACGCCGUUACGCGUAGUAAUUUUGGCGCUCGUUCGAUGUCCAACGACCGGCCGAGACGCGCACCCCGUUCCAACGACAGUUUGUGGUCCCGACUAUGAAAAGUCAACUUCAAUGCCACUAGGACAUAAUACACGUAGGUUUUAACGAUUAUUUUUUUUUUAUACAAUAUACUUAUUGUAUUAUUAUGUCUACUUACCCAUGUAACGUAGUUAUAAUUAUUAUAUGAUAUUUAGUCAAUAUGAAAAAACUUUUUUCGAAAAUUGAGAACUCCUCGUCGAAAGAUCCAAACUGUUUUAUCGGUAAACAAUUUACAGUUGGCCGUACGUCCGUAACCGUUGAAGAUGUUAUUGCUGAAGGUAAACAUAUUAUCAUGCCUACCUAAUUUAAAUCAAUUUUUUACAUGUACAUGUACAUGUACUAUAAUAUUUUUUUUAUAAUAUUAUAAUACUUAGGUACCUACCUACUUAUCACGUUUCAGGUGGUUUUGCUGUUGUUUUCCUAGUGAAGAGCAAUAAUAAAAAAUUUGCUUUGAAACGACUAUUUGUCAAUGAUGAAGUGGACUUAGGCGUAGCUAAAAAGGAGAUACAGAUAGCCGUAAGUUCUACUUGUAUAUUUUUCUUACAGUCGUUUUCAAUGUAUUACAAAGAUAAAUUUAUAAAUAUUGUAGGUAAAUCAUUUGACAUAUUGUUUAUUGGUUUACUUUCUUGAUUUUAGAGUAGUUUAAAUGGUCAUAAAAAUAUUGUUGGCUUUAUUGAUUCAAAUAUUGUACGCCAUAGUAAUGGAGUUCAUGAGGUGUUGAUGUUGAUGCCUUACUGUCCAUCAAAUGUUUUAACUCUAAUGAACAACAGGUAAUAAUAAUGUCAGUAUUAUUAAAAUAUUGUACAGCUUAGUAAAAUAAUGAAAUAGCAAUACAUUUUUUUCUAUAAUGUAUUAUAACGUUUUAAGAUUUUGUUUUGUUAAUCUAAUAUUAACUAGAAUUUAAUAACCAUAUGCAUGUUUUUAGUUUAUUUUUUUUAUUUUUUUUUUUUUGCCCUUUUUAUACAUAAUACAUUUUCCCAAAAUUUGUUUAAUAGUUUAACACGUAAAAAGGUCUACUUUAUUAUGUAUGCAUUUUAAAGCCUACAUUUUUGUGUUUAGAGUAUAAUUUUGCAUACCUAUUUAUUAUAUUAUUUAAAUAAUUGCUAUAUUUUAGGAGUUUAUUAAUUGUGUGAUUUAUUUAUGAAAACUACAAUGUUAACAUAUUUUUCUUACAUGAGUAAUUCACAUUUAUAAGUUCUAUUAAAAAAUGCUAUCUAAGGAUAAUACAUCAACUGAUAUAUAAAUAAUUUCUUUUGAAUACUUUUUUUUUUGAAAGUCUACAAUAUAAGUUAGGUAUAACUAUAUAAAUACAGGACAACUACUUAUAAUAUUUAUUUGUAUAAUAUGAAAAAUUGCAUACAAGUAAUAUCUACCUAAUAAGAAUUGUACAAACUGUAUUUUUAUGAUUGAAUAAUGGUCCAAGUAAUAAUUUUAUAAAUAAUAUUAUUUCAUUCUUUAAAAAAAAAAAAAACAAUUUUUAAUUGGCUCAAAGUAGACUAACUACCUAAAUGUUCAUUCACGGUUUUAAUAUAGGUAAUAAACAAUUUUACGGUUGCAAUACUUACUUUCUGUGUAAUUUAAUUUAAAAGUGCAUACUAUUUAUAGUCAUUAUUAAUGAUAAAAUUGUUUGUUUUUACAUUUCUUUGAAAGGUUUAUUGCAUACUGGUAUAUGCUAUUAAUCCAUGCUUGUUGUAUUUCCAUUACAAUAAUAAUGCUGGUUAUUCAAAUUUUAAUUAACUUUACGUUAGAUCCAUUGAAAAAUUGUUUGUUAUUUCUAUUAUAUUUUAGAUUGCAAUCUGGCUUGACAGAAAUAGAAAUUCUUCAGAUAUUUUGUGAUACAUGUGAAGCAGUUAGCCGUCUCCAUCAUUCACAAACACCUAUAAUUCAUAGAGAUUUAAAAAUUGAAAAUAUUUUAAUUAGCGAAAAUGGUCAAUAUUUGUUAUGUGAUUUUGGUUCAGCAACAUCACGUGAACUUGACCCAAUCGUACUAGGAGUACAUGCUGUAGAAGAAGAAAUUAAUAAGUACACCACAAUAUCCUAUCGAUCGCCUGAAAUGGUUGAUUUAUACAAUAAUAAAGUGAUUACUACAAAAUCAGAUAUUUGGGCAUUGGGUUGUUUACUAUACAAGUUAUGUUAUUUUACAUUACCAUUUGGUGAAAGUCCAUUAAAAAUACAAAGUGGCCAGUUCAGUAUUCCAGAAACAUCAGAAUAUUCAAUAAAAUUAAACACCUUAAUUAGUGAGUGCCAAAUAUAUUUAAUAAUAAUGUUUUUAUUUAAUAUAUUGUAUUGAAUAACAAGACUGCUUAAAGUUUUAUACCUUAAGCAGUCUUGUAAAAAACAGUUUUAUUCUAUAGUCAGAAUACCUAUUCAAAUAAAUGUUUGAAAGGUAUUCAUGUAUGUAUUCAAAUACUAAAAGACAUUGUUUUCCUACUGGUUAAUAAUUAAUGUCAGUUUUUGAAUAAUUUGAAAUAAAAUAAUAAAGUGAAGAUACUGGGGACAAGUGUGCCACUCUUAUAGGUGAGAAGUUGAGAAGAUAGAAUAAAUUAAGUUAUUUAAUUUAUAUUCGUCAGCAGCAAAAAAUUAUUGAUAAUGAAAUACGAUUCGGAAUGAAGUUUGGUUAUAGAUAUUUUAUUAUAAUAUUAACGAUUUUUAUAAUUUUUCGAAAUUUGGCUUUUCUAAAUUCUUAAAAAAAAAAAAAAAAUAGUUGACCAUUAAGUACAAAUUGUAUUCACAAGUAUUUACUAAAUAAAAAAAUUAAAAUGUUUAUAAAUGAUUGUCAAUGCUAAUUAUAUUUAGCUGAAUUAUAACAAGAAAAUAUAAUUGAAAAUAAAAAUAAUUCUCUAAGUUAAUUUUCUAGUUAUUAAGAAAACUACUUGAAAAAUCAAAAAACCAACUUUCUCACCCACAAACUAGGUUAGAAAUUCAACAACUAUGAUCAAUGUCAUUUUUUUAUGAGAGCAAUAUUUCUGGUAGUAAACAUGAAGCGUAAAAAUGUAAAAUAAUGAAAUCGUAACUUCGUUAAUAUUUGUACAUUUAUCCUUAAUUUUUGUCAAUUAUUAUGAAAAAUGAUUGGAAAAUCUAAAAUUACCUAAUAAAGGAUAGAAUGCAUUUCCACAGUCACCUAUUUUUCAAAGCGAGACAAUUUUGAUGACACAUAGCUCAAAAUUGGACUAUCCUGCCAAAAGCGGGACGUAUGGUCAUGUUCAGUACAUGGGCCAAUUUUUUUUUUAUUUUAACAAGAAGAAUAAUAGACCAGAAGCCUCACUGAGUUUACUAUUGUGGGAGCUUAUGCAUCUCAAUCUAAAUAUAUACCAAAAAUUGAAUGAACAUUAAUUUUAUUUUAAAUACUAUGGUUAUAUUAAUAACUAUUAUUAUAAUCGAAUGCUAUUGUAUUGUAUUUUGCUAUUAUACUACUACUAUUUCUAUAAUACAAUUUUCAAUUUAAAAUAAUUUUUUUUUUUGCCACAAAUUUUAAACCAUUUUUGGUUAAGAAAAAAGUAUUUUCUACUAAAUAAAAAUGUAAAAAGUAAAUAUUCCAAAUAUGUAUUUGAAUACAUUUUUUUUUUCAUAUUACACUGACUUUAGAAUAUUUUUUAUUAUACAAACAAUAAUUUACAGAAUACAUGUUGGAGCUUGAACCUGACCUGCGUCCUGAUAUUUACCAAGUGUCUUACAUUGCAUUCCAAUUAGCUGGAAAAGAUUGUCCAGUUCAAAAUUUAAAUGUAUGAUUUAUUAACCUAUAUUAAAUAUAAAAAUAAUAUAUUAAGCAUUUAAUCAGUUUAUUUCAUAAUAUCACAUUAAAAUAUUUUAUCUUUUUAUAAUAUUAUAUUCUUUCAGAAUAUUCCCAAUCCAAAUAUUAAUGAAUUAGUUGCAUCAUUUAAUGAAAAACGAGUUCCUCAUACACCAAAAACACAAGUCAAACAAACUUAUUAUCCAUCUACUAUGGUGGAAGGCACUAGUGUGAAUCCAAGGCAAAGACCAAAACCUUUAAAUCCAGGAAUACCACCUUUCAUCUCAGGUUCAUCUCCGACAUUUAAAAGAACUUUACAACCAGCUGUUGAAAUUUUAAAAAAUUCACAUUCACCGGAUUUAUCUCACCAAAAUAAAGUAUCACAACAAAUAUCUCCCCGUGAAAAAGUUGCCCAGGUGUUAUUUCCAACCAAAGGUAAAUAAUUUUAGUUAAAAUUGUUUUGACAAAUAUUGGAUUAACUUGGAUAUCAAAUAUUAAUACAUUUUUGGGGUAUUUAGACUAUGCAGAUCCAUUUGUUGAACCAACAUUUGUUCAAUCUACAACAGCAUCACCUUCAUCAUCACCUUUAAUAUCUAUACCUAAACAUAAAAGAAAUUUUAGCGACACUUCUACGUACUCCAAGUAUGCAUUAGUUAAUCAUCAAUUUAUCAUCUAUUAAAAAGAUUAAGAAAUAAAAAUGUAAACAGCUUAUAACAUUUUUAUUUUGAAAAUCAUUUAAAUUUUUUUUUUUCAAGAUGAUACUGUAAAUUUAUAGGAUAUUUGGUAACGAUAAAAAUCAGUUUUUGACAUCUUAUGGGGAUUCUACAAAAGAAUAUUCUACACCAAUUCAAGAUUCCAGCAGUUUUACGGUUUCUAGUGUAUGUAUUAUAUUCAUUAUGAAUCUAUUUUUUUUAUUUUUUUCAGUGAAUGUAAAUAUUAAUAUAUAUAUAUAUAUAUAUAUAUAUAUAUAUAUAUAUAACUUUCAUACAUAUUAGGUAGAACCUGUAAAUAAUAUAAAUAUAAAAAAAUCGUGGAAUCCAUUUGAAGAACCAUUGUCUUUUCAACAUCAAAUAGAUGAAGAAGAAAUAUUUGACUCACCAUUUACUCGGAUUCCUUUAAAUGAUAAUGGUAAUAAGUAAUUUUAAUAGUUAUAAUUCAAAUUCGUACCAUUAAUACAUAGUUUUAUUUUAAUAAAACAUUUAAUUUUUAGAUGAAGUUAAUGACAAAUCUCAAGAAAUUACUUCAAAAGUAUUGAAAUUGAAUAAAACUGAAGAAGAUCCAUUUGGUUCUGCACCGUUUCCUUAUAAAAGUUGGUUAAACUUAAAUAAUUGUAUAAUUCAAUAAUAAAACAUUUUAAAUGUUUAAAAAUUAUGAAAUAUGUAUUUUAGGUAUUGAUGAAUCUAUGGGAAAUAGUCCUAUUAGAAAAUUAUCACUUAAUGGUAAGUAAAAUAUUGCUUUUAUAUAUUAAAAUGUAAUGCAAUGUAUGUAUAAACUAGCUUUAACAAAAUGAUAUAUGGAGAUUGCCUAUAGUAAUUGUUGUGAAGUGUAUAACAAAAUAAAAUUUAUAAUCAAGUUUUUACUAUUAUUAUUAUUUUUUUUAAUCGGAAAAAUAUUAUUUUCAAAUUAAAAUCUUCUUAAUAACUUCAGUUUAUAAAUAUGAAUAAUUUCUUUUAUUGUUUUACAUACUUCAUAUAUUUUUACUGCAUUCUCAUAGGUAGCCUGAAUAUUUCAUGUGUAUCAGACAUUGUUCAACGAAAUGACUAAUAUUUUAACUAUUAAAUGACAGGUUUUGUUUUUCCAUUAAUUUGAUAAUAUUACAUUUUUAUGUUUUAAUACCUAGCUUUACAUGCCUAAAAUAUUGUAACACUAUUUUAAUAGACAACUGUAUAAUUUAGUAUUAUUCAGUUUAAGUACAAUAAAAAACGUAUAUAUAUCUCAACAGAGUAUAGACUGAGUUUUGGGAUUUAUCUUACUUUUUUUUAUCUGGUGGACACAUUUUUAUAGUUAUUGUUGAAUUUUUCACAAAAUUCUGAGCAUAGUUUAAAUACCAUGGUAUUUCGGGAUUUAUUUUACAUUUAUAAUACUGUAUAAUUCUUAAUCAAUUAAUUAUAUUUAGUUAGACUAUGGUGACAUUUUUAAGUCUACAUUUUAAAUAAAUAAAUUGUUUAUAAAGAAAAAAACCUAUAUUGCAUCACUAUAACAUUAAUACUUACUCAAUAGCUCUAAAUAUUUCAUCUGAUUAAAAUUAAAUGAUAAUUGUUUAAAAUUAAUACUGCUCACAGAUAGGCCACUGUUGUGUGUAAUUUAGAUUGUAGGAUAUGGUUUAGUUUAUAUAUUGUAAUGAUAAAUCAUGACAAAUGAAAAAUGAUUCUGAGUCUGGUAGUAUUAAUUGUGUCUUUUCUCUUGACUUGCUCACUAUAAGAAAUAAAUGAAUCCAAUUAAUUUUGUACUUGAUGCAUAUUAAUAAAAAAAAUUACUAUAGGAAAGCGCCAAAUCCAACUGUAGAAACAUUUAAAAAUCAUAAAUGUACAAUAGAACAAAAGACAUAACCUUGGUAUAUAUGGUAUGAAAAAAACUAUUGUAAAUUUUUUAAUUCUAAACAACUUAAUAUUUAGCUAUUUCAGGAUUCAUUCCAAAUAUGACUAUUCAUAAUUAAUGCCAAAUUUUCAAAACCAUGUCUUUAUUAUUUCAUUCAAUUCAAUAUUUAGCGUUUUAUAUCUCCUUUGUCAUUAGGAAAAGUGGACUUGCCUUUUCUGAAAUGUAAAUUAUACAUAUUUUCAUUGAUAAAUAUAAAAUUGUAAUAAUUUUAUUUUUUUAAUUAGUUAAUAUAUUUUGUAUUUUUUUAAAAAUAUAUGUUUAAGUAUAUACUUGAACAUAAAAUUAAUAUGUAUAAUAUAAUCUCCAAACUGACAGGUAAUAAGAAUAGUCAAUAUUUUUUUAUAUUUUUCUAUUUAAAUAGACUUUCGACAAGGUAUUGAACAGGUGAAAUGAGUUAUCAAAUUAAUUUUUCUUCACCCCCUCAAUAAACCUGAGGACAGAUUGGUCAUUAACUGAAACCCUCCCUAAACAUAGAUUUAAUUAAUUUUAACAUAAUAUGUCUGUACAUAUAUACAUUUUCUAUUAGCAUGAAUAUAGAUGGAACCAUAUCUUUUCCAGAAUAUUCCAAUUAUCCUCUUCUCAAUAUAUAUGUAUAUAUAUUUAAUACACUCAGUAAUAAAAUAAAAUAAUAUUUAUAUUAAUAGGUCAGCUUCUUCUAUCCUAUAAAAAACAAUAUAACAUUUUUUUUUUGGCUUAUUAACCAAGCUUAUGGUUUUACAUAACAAAAUCUCUUAUCUGGUAAUAUGGUGCUUCUUGGUUGGUUCUUUGUAGGUUCGCCACAUGAUGGGAAUCGGGAAUGAUACACAUUUAGCAAUGUCUCACCAUAAAUUGUGCAUAUCACAAAUACGAGUUACGGUGAUUAAAUGUGCAUGAAUUAUUUUUCUUCAACGACUAUUGUACUACUUAAUUCAAUUAUAUAUCAUAUUUUUUAUAGUAGUUAUUUAACCUUUAAUUAUAUAUACUUAUCUUAUACAACUGCAUGUUAAAUAUUGGAUAUCUUAUUAUUAUUUAAAAUAUAUUAAAUAUUUAUUUGACAUUGUUGGUGUUUUUUGCCUUUCAUCUCUUAAUUUUUUAGGCACUGAUCUUAAAAAAAAUGCUGAAAAAUGGAAAACCUACUUCAUUGAACAUAAUUUGAAAUUAGACAGAUUAAUUUUAAACAACGAACCUGACAGUGAUGAGGUUAUUACUGGUUUAGUGGCAACAACUCGUAGUGAUGAUGAACUGGAAUCAAAUGAAUGUUCUUCAACCCCCUUUGUAAAAAUUCCUCUUGAAGAUCGUUCUAAAUAUGAAAAGUUAGCUUGCAAUACAGAUGAAGUUUCUUCAGAUGAUAGUCAAGUAAUGAGUGGUGAAACCAGGAAAAAAUCUUCCAAGCGAAGAAAAAUUCCAGAAUUUAAAUCAACUAGUCGUUUCCGAAAGGACAAAAAAAAUAAAAAACAUCAAGAUGACUAUGACCAAUCUGAUGAUGAUUCUAUUGGAUCUGCUAGUGAUCUCCAAACCCGAAAUGAUGACGAAGAAACAAACAAAAACAUUCCUGAAACUAUGACAGUAAAAGACAGCAUGAUUACCUGUGGCUCAUCAGCAUAUCAUGCUGAAUGUGAAAGCAUGGCUCGGGACGAUAUUCCUCCUUUAAAUGCCCAAGGAGCGACUCGGCUUCGUGAUCCAGUACCUGUUAAAAAUUUUGAUGCAGAACUACCAUUGAUUUCCGAUAACGAAGAAGAGUAUGAAAGUUUAGUUAGUACUGACGUAUUUGCAAUGGCGCCAUUUCCUAAAGCGAAAAAAAAAUGCUCCGAUACAGAUUCAGAUAUAUUCGGCUCUUCGCCAUUCAAAUUAAACACAAAUCCAUUUGAACAGACAGAUUUUACCGAUAGUGUAUAUUUUGAAAAAGAAAAUUUAACAGAAACACCACCGUUUAGAUCUGAACCUAAAGAAGCUAUUUUAGUUGAUUUAAAUCCUCAAGAAGAGCCAGUUUACAUGAAAAUAAUUCCCAAAAUUGUUUCUCAGGUGGCGACUAAUAAAGUGAUAUCUACAUUAACUACAAAUAGUGGCUUUAGCAAUAUGAGUUUUGAAGACUAUUCUAGUAGUGAUGCUGAAGAGUCUCAAGCUCCUGUUUAUACACCCUUUGAAGUAGUUCGACCAACCGAAUGUGAUAUUAAAAGAUCUUCAUUAAAGAGACGUAGUAAUCCAUUCACAUAAAAAAUAUAUAAAUAAAAUAUUUAACCAUAGUCCUUAUGGUAAGUGUAUUGAAGGUCUAUUUUUUUGAUUUCGUUUUUUUUUUUUAACUUCUAUUACAAUGUCAUAAUUUUAUAAUAGUUCACUCAAUUCACAGAAAACACAAAAAUAUUCAUUAAUAUAGCAUAAUUAUGUUGAUUUUGUUAUUAAAAGUACAACGUAAAUACAUCUCCCAUGUAUUCAUAUUUUGAAAACAAUUGUGAUUUUAGGUAUAUUUAAGUGUGAUUUGCAUAGACAAGUAUUAUUAAGCCAAAUAUGAUGGCGAUUAAUGGUCUUAAUUGUAUUGUUAAAUUUUAUUAUUGUUUUAUUAUUAUUAUUAUUAUUAUUAUUAUUAUUACUUAUUUAUUUUUUCAUUUGUUUCAAAACUAUUUGUUGUUUUAUUUAUCUAGUUUCUUUAUAGUCAUUAUUUUAAAUAUUUAAACCAACUGAAUUGUAUUUUAUAGUCAAAUAUUACCUAUCAUUCAAGUAUCCUAUAUUAUGUUUAUACUUUAGCAGCUAAAUGUAUGUUACAAUAAUAAAUUAUUAUAUUCAUAAGUAUACCUAAUGGAUACAGUAUUAUUUUUAGGCAUCUUUUUAAUGGAGUCGAAAAUUGUUUUACGAUGGUUGUAAUUUGUAUGUAAACACUGAAAAUGGAAUUUAUUUAUUUAACAAAAAUUGUUUUUUUUUUUUUUCAUUUCCUUAGAGAAAUGCAAGAAGUACA